This is a messenger RNA of Strongyloides ratti, 4314 nucleotides long. RefSeq names its product cGMP-dependent 3',5'-cyclic phosphodiesterase. Gene Ontology annotation, biological process: negative regulation of receptor guanylyl cyclase signaling pathway; cGMP catabolic process; positive regulation of gene expression. Gene Ontology annotation, molecular function: 3',5'-cGMP-stimulated cyclic-nucleotide phosphodiesterase activity; protein homodimerization activity; 3',5'-cyclic-GMP phosphodiesterase activity. The coding region runs from base 1 to 4314 and encodes 1437 amino acids. Gene Ontology annotation, cellular component: nucleus; mitochondrial matrix; mitochondrial inner membrane. The transcript has 12 exons. NCBI's taxonomy places the organism in Eukaryota, Metazoa, Nematoda, Chromadorea, Rhabditida, Strongyloididae. The record is from RefSeq and is a predicted model, not a curated record.
AUGUUAAUUAUUAUUAAUAAAAAUUUUUUUUAUAUUAUUUUAUUUAGAUAUAUAAAAUAUACAAUCAAGCUGGCAUUGAAAACGUGUUGUUCUAUAUUUUGUUGUAGCUCAAAGAGCUGUUCCUAUGAUGGUUCUGGAGAAAAUGGCAAUAAAAAAACAUUACAACAUAAAAAAUUACCAAAAAAAGAGUAUAAUCAAAGUAUUAUAGAAAAUUUUGAUUGCCAUGCAAGUGUAUCUUCUUCCAAUAAAUCUGGAAAUGGAAGAAAAAUAUCACCAAUAAUGGGGGUACCACCAAUACAAGAUCAUGUCAUAAUCCGCCAAAAAGCUGAAAUUCACGAUUCUAACUAUGCAAAUGGAACCGUCCACCACCAUGACAAUUGCCCAAAUGGUGGACAUAAAGUUUCAACAUUAAUUUUAAGAAAUGAUUCUUUCAAUAAUCCAGAAAAUAGUUGUAUUGAUGAUUCUAGUACAUUUUCUGAAAAAGAAGCAUAUUUAGAUAUAAGAAAAAUAUCAUUCGAUCUUCCAUCAACAAAAUCAUCUAAUAUAAUUAAUCCUAUACGUAAGUUGUCUUAUCAUCAAGCAAUGGAAUGUCGAAAAUUAUCAUCUACAUCAUGUUACUCAUGGAAAACUAUAUCUAGUAUUGAAUCUUUAAAUGAUAAUAAAAAAUGUCUUUCAUAUUCUCCAAGUACUUACAAAACCAUAAAUAAUCCAUCUAUUUUACAUAAUUUACCAACAGAAAAAAUAUAUUUACCUAGUCAAAAUAUAUCAAAUACAUUAAAUACAAAACAAAAAAAUACUAAUAAUUUAAAAUAUGAAAUUCAUUAUAAAAAUUUUUUGGAUUCUAAUUAUUAUAUGAAUGCAAAGAAAGCAUCUAUAGAAAGUUAUACUGAUACUGAUUAUUUAAUAACACAAAGAGAACAAAUAGCAGACCAUUCAAAUAAAAAUAGUAAUAAUAUACAUAAAUCUUCAAUAAAUGAUAAAAAUAAAGAAAGAUGUAUUACUAAAAUUGAUGGUGAUGUUGAGAUAGAAGAUUGUUUAAAUAAUAUAAAUACUGAAGAAAGUACAUCAGAUAACAAAAAUUUUAUAUCAAAUGUAAGAAUUUCCUCAACACCAUGUAGUCAAAAAAGUUCAAUUACCAGUCAAAAUGAAUAUUUACCAAAUAAUAUAUCAAUUUAUUCCUCAGAAAAAAAUUUAAAAACAAAUAUAUCUAAUGAUUAUGGUAUGAUAGACACAUGUAAAAAUUUAAUUAAUACCACUAACAAUUCAUCCUUUUUAACACUUCCAACAAUUAACGUUGAUUUUGAAGAUUCCUCUGAUUCUGAUUCAUCAUUUGCAACAUCUCCAUCUUUUCCAAUGCAACGAAAAGUAUCGUUGAUGCCUGCAUUGACUGAAGAAGAUUUGUUAAAUUCAGAUCUUGGAUAUAAAGAUCCUUUGUCAAUAGCAAAAGUUUUUGGUGAAAAUUUUGCCUCACAAAUAACAUUUAAAAAUGAUAAUAAUAUUGAUGGUUUAUUAAAUGAUGGAAAAAAACAAUGUACAAUUGGUGAUGAUUGGAUUGAUUUACAAUUUAAUUCAAAUUCUCCAUUGUGGCCUUUUAAGGCAAGAGAUAGAUCAUUACCAAGUGGUGUACCUUCAAUUAAAAUAUUAGUUAAGAAAAAUCAAAAAAAUAAAGUAGGCAAGGCAGGUGAAGGUAUUGAGAAGGGUGAAAUUUGUGAGAAAAAUUUUUCUAAAAAUAUUGAAGAUUUUGUGGUUGAUAAAAUCAAUUCAUUGGAUGGCUCUAAUAAUUAUAUUUCUAAAAUUCAACAAAAUUCAAAUAUUAGAUCAGGACAGAUUGAUGAAAUAGAAAAUAAUUCUGAUUAUCAGGAGUGUCUAAUACCAUUACCAAAAAUUUCUAAUAUACCAAUAUCAAAGCAAUCAUCACAUUCUUCACCAAAAAACAUACACUUUACUAAAAGCUGUGAUAUAAAGUCACUAUCUAAAUUACCUAAUUUUUCUCCUGAAUUUACAAAAAAUUUAGAAAUUUCAUCAUAUAAAUCAUUUGAUAUGGAAAAAUCUUCUCAAAAUAUUUUAGAAGAGAAUUUAAAAAAUAUAUUAUCAGAGAAUACUGAUAUGAUAGCAUUCCAACAGGCAAUUAAUAAAUGGCUUAAAGAACAGUCAGGAGUUGAAACAUUAGCUUUUGUAUUAGUUACACAAGAUAGUGAUGUUUCUUUUGCAACUGUUGCUGGGACAGUUAGCUUAAAAUCACCAAUAAUAUGUUGUCUUAGUGAAUCAUUAAUACAAUUUUUUGAUUCAAAAAUAAAAAAUAAAACCAAUAAAUGUGACUUUGAAGAGUGUCAUUUGAAGGAUCUUCCAAAUCAAGAUUUAGAAAAAUUUGAUAGUCUACUAAUUACAAUGCUUCUUCAAUUAUAUUCACCAGAUAUGAGUGAUCAAAUAAAUAGUAUAACAAAAAAUAUUAAACAGAUAUAUGAAAGAUGUUCAAUUUUACCAAUAAGAGGUAGUAAUGAAUUAGUUAGUGCUUUAUUAGUGAUGCACCAAAAGCCAAGUUUACGUGACAAUCAAAUAUCAAAAAUAAUACCACAUCUACCGAUGGUUGGAUCAUUAUUAAGAAUUUUAUUUAAUAUUGAAGAUCAAAAAAAAAUGGCAAUGCAAAGUGAGAUAUUUUUUUCUAUGACACAAAAUGUUUUUUCUUCAAUGAGAGAUAUGAAUGAACUUGUAAGAAAUAUUAUAAAAGAAGCAAAACAAUUAGUUAACGGUGAAGCAUGUUCAUUAUUUUUAUUAGACAGAGAAAAUAAUGAAUUGGUUGCUGAGGUAUUUGAAGAAAAUUGUAAAACAGGGGAAUAUUUAAAAGAAAUAAGAAUGCCAAUUGAUCAAGGUAUUGUUGGGUAUGUAGCAAGAACAGGUCAAACUCAAAAUGUUCCCGAUGUAAAUAGUAAUCCUUAUUUUUAUCCAAAAAUUGAUGAAAAAACUGGAUUUGUUACAAGAAACAUUCUUUGUGUUCCAAUUCGAGAUAACACUUCUGGUGAUUUGGUUGGGGUAGCAGAAGUUUGUAAUAAAAUUGGGGCGCCAUCUUUUACAAAACAUGAUGAAAAAAUUGCCAAUACAUUUACAAUAUUGUGUGGAAUGAGUAUCUCUCAUUGUUUAUUAUACCGUAAACUUCAAGAAUAUCAUCGUCGUAAUCAUAUGGCUGCAGAAGUUUUGGUUCAAGGUUCAACAAUGUCAAUUUCACCAGAAGAUAUUUUAAGACUUUCAUUUCGUAAAAUACCUGAACCAACGUCAUUUCAUCAUAACUUCAAUAGCUUUCAAUUUAUUCCUAGAAGUAUUGGAACAGGUGAUAUAUAUGUUGAAGCAUCAUUAUCAAUGUUUGAUGAAUUAGGAUUUAUAGAAAAAUACAGAAUUCGCCAAUCAACAUUAGCUAAAUUUUUAUUAAUGGUUCAACGAGGUUAUAGAGAUGUUCCAUAUCAUAAUUGGUCUCAUGCAUUUGCUGUGGCUCAUUUUUGUUAUUUACUAUUAAAAUUACCAACUGUUAAGAAAGCUUUAACAGAUCUUCAAAGAUUAUCAUUAUUAGUAGCUUGCCUAUGUCAUGAUAUUGAUCACCGCGGAACAACAAAUGCAUUUCAAUUACAAUCUAAAACACCACUUGCACAAUUAUAUAGUUCAGAGGGUUCUGUUCUUGAAAGACAUCAUUUUGCACAAACUGUCACAAUUUUGGGUAUGGAUGAAUGCAAUAUUUUUAAUCAAUUAUCCAGAUCUCAAUAUCAAACAGUUCUUGGACAUAUACGACAAGUUAUCCUAGCUACUGACAUUGCUGUUCACCUUUCUCGUGCAGAUGAUAUUAGGAGAAUGGUUGAGACAGGAUUUGAUCCUCAAAAUAAAGAUCAUAAUGAUAGAUUUUUGUGUCUUCUUAUGACAGCUAGUGAUCUCUCAGAUCAAAGUAAAGAUUUUCGAAAUACAAAAUCAAUUGCUGAAAAUAUAUAUAAAGAAUUUUUUAGCCAGGGUGAUCUAGAAAAACAGAUGGGAAAUACACCAAAUGAAAUGAUGGAUAGAGAAAAAGCAUGUGUACCACUUAUACAACUUAAUUUUAUGGAUAAAGUUGCUCUUCCUGUUUUCUAUAAUUUAGCUCAAUUAUUAGAUGAGCUUGAACCUACAUAUAAAACUCUUCAAACAAAUAGAAGAUGUUGGGAAAUUUUAAAUGAACUUAUUCAAGAAAAAAAUGAUUCAUUUAAAGGUUUAGAAUAUUUAAGAGAUUCUGAACUAGAGACAUGUGUUAUUGAAAGAUUUAAAAAAGAAGUAGAAUCAGAAAAAAAUUUAUCAAAUUAA